GUGUGUGUGUGUGUGUGGGUGGGUGGGUGGGUGAGCGAGCGAGCGAGCGAGCGAGCGAGCGAGAGAGAGAGAGAGAGAGAGAGAGAGAGAGAAUUACACACGUAAACACAGGCAGAGGGAGAGAUAUGACGGCAGGUGGAGGAGGGAUAAAAAGAAGACGAGGAGGAGGAGGAGGAGGAGGGGAGAAUAGAUGUGAUGAGAUUGCAGCAGGGGUUUGGUCUUUGAGAGGUAAGGGUACGGCAGAUUGCCCGGUGGAACUCUGUGAUAGCCGCAGUCCUAGUCCUCCCCCUUUAGGCAAGCCGAGUCGGCGGCGAAAGGCUACUGCUUCGAGAGAGUCGUCCCCUCCAUCGCUAGACGAUGACCGCGAGUUUUGCACCAUGGAACGACGGGCCACUCGGGCAUCCUCUCGCACGCACAUGUCCAAAUACCCUGCACGGAUCGAUACGAAGGCAGCGGCAGCGGGGGCGGCGGCGGCGGCCCCGCUUGUGGUUAUCUCUGGGGAGGACACGCCCUCGGGGGGGAUCAGUCCAGUCUCCUCCGCGGAGUGCGGCGGAGGCGGGCGCCGGCGGCGGUCAGGUAGCAGCAGCAAUAGGCGGGGGGGGGAACCUCCGCCUGCGGUCGCGGCGGUGGCUGACGUGGCAAAGUUUGCGGACGUGUCCAAGGCCUCCUCUUCCAGCAGAGAAAGACGCGUAGAGCCGUUGUCGGGAUCCGGAUUGAACCGGUCUUCGGUCAGCGCGUUGACGUCAGCGGACUCGGGCGCGUCGGCGGCGAUGAAGACGGCGGGCGGGGGGAAGGCGACGACGAGGGAGGGAGGAGCAGCAGGAGGAGGAGGAGGAGGGAGAGGGAGGGGGCGCGGGAGGGGAAGGAGGAGGGGGAGGGGAGGGGGCGCAGAAGACGUCUCGUCGCGCUCGCGAUCUGUCUCGACCUGCGAUGACGAGUCGCGGGAUCCCGGUAGCAGCGAUCUCGACGACGCGGGAGGAGGCGGGGGGGAGGUGGUGCUCCGCGAGGCCACCGCCCGACUGCCAACCGCGUCCUCCUCAGGGCAGUAUUCGAGAAAGCGGGGAGGAAUGAUGAUGGGAGGAAGAGGAGGAGAGGGAGAGGGAGGGAACAAAGGAGAAUGCACCUCCGAUCAAGCCGUUGAUGAGAAGAAGCGCUCUGGUUCAUCAGGGAUAUCGGACAUGGGGGAAAGGACGAGAGGAGGAGGAGGAGAGAGGAGUGGGUGUGCGGGGAAGGGCCGGGUAAAACAAAGGGAAAGGGGGGUUCCAUCGGGCGAUGGGGAGACGAAGAAGAGCAUCACCAUCGGACGAGUUGGGGUAUCCAGCUCGACCAUGUUGGCUAUGGCGGCGGCGAAAACGAAGACGACGAAUAGCGGGCGGAGUUGUAAGAUGGAAGACAGUGAUGAUGACAUGGAGGCCGCGUCGGUUCCCCUUCCUCCCAUUCCACCGGUCAAAGAUUCGGUGCAGACUCGAUCGCAGGAGGUUGGGACUGCAGGAGCAGGAGUAGAGGGAGGAGGAGGGGGUUCGCUGACGUGUCGCUUCGACGGUCAUCAAGCCGUGACGUCGAGUAAUCAGAUCGAUGCGGACGGUUAUCGGACGGUGAGCGGGAGAAGACCUCUCUCCUUCUCGGCAUCGAAUCGCGAUGGGGAGAAGGCGGGGAAAGCAAGUGAUGGUGUUCAAGAGGAGGGAGAGAAGGCGAUGAUGGGUGGAGUGUGUGGGGGCGGGCUCAGGUCGGAGAAAAGUGAUGACAAUAAUAUUCGCUGCCGGGGGAUAAUUGGGAGCGAGGUGGAGAAGGUAUGGGAGAAGGGUGAGGAAGACGAUGGAGACGCAGAGGCGGAUGAUGAUUAUGGCGAUGGUGAGAAGGUGAUGGGGUCGGGAUCGCGAUGGGAGAGGAGGGGUGGGGGAAUGCAAAAGGGAAGAGGGGGAACGUUGUCGGGGUCGGAGUCGGAGAGGAGGGGUGAUGACGUGGAUUCGAAAGGUCGUCAUCGCUUGAUCGGUGGUAAUGAUGAAGGGAAAGUUCCUGGAACAAGCACUGAAAGCGACGGCAAGAUUGGUUCGACGACAAGAAAGUGGAGGGAGACGCAGGAGAAGGAGGAGAAGAAAGAAGAGGAGGAGGAGGAGGAGGAGGAGGAGGGGUUAUUCCAGCCAUUGUUUGAGUACGAGGGAAUUGUGGGUAUUGCCGAGGGAAGGAGCGGCAGAAAAAAAUGGCCAGGGGGGGUGCGGAUGGGUGAUGCAGGCGACGAUAGCGAUAGCGAUAGUGAUGAUGAUGAUGAUGGGGGGGGGGUGAUAGAGGAUCUGACGAGAGCGUGCAGGCAAAUAGGCCAUGGAAGGACGAGAGGUGGAUGGGGGGGAUGGGGGGGAGUAAAAGGGGAGAGGGAGAGGGAGAGACCUUUUUCGGCGACGGAAGCAAGAACUAAUUAUUCUCAAUGCGGCGGGCGAAAAGGUGACCGGCAGGAGGAAGACGCGGGGAGACGUAGUCAGCCCAACCUGGCAGCCACGAGAUCCGCGUCAAAGGGGGGUGCCACCUUGGAUUGGCUACCCCCACCCCCGUCGGUCAUUGCCCCCGCUCUACCCAUGGACCCGACUAAUCUGCAAAUAGUGAUGGAACUGAGAAAGCGGAAAGACGCAUUAGCGGCAUUGUCAAGAGAGACAUCGGCGGCCGCAAUCAACCAAUUGGAAGCCGAUGUAGAGAGAGCCUAUGCUAACAAAGAGGGAGGCGGAGGAGGAGGGAUGGGGUUAGGGAUUGGAAGAGGAAGUGUAGAGGGGACCAUCAUGGUUCAACGAGAGGGAGUAUUAGGGUUGGGGGGGGGGGGGGGGGGGGGGGGGGGGGGGGGGGGGGAGGAAUCGAGGAAUCUGUGUAAGGGAGGGGUAUUAGGGUUUGCUGUUGGCGGCGGGGCCGCGGAAAGAGGAGGAGGAGGAGGAGGAGGAGGGGAGGGAGAGUUGAAGAAUGUGGCAAUUGCUGGUGAUGAUUAUGAAGGGGAGAAUGCAGGAGAGAGGAAGAAGAAGGAGGAGGGAGAAAAGGUGGUCAUCAACUUCAAAUCGGAAACAGAGGCGGCCAUAGCCAUUAGGCUGGGCAAGGAGGAUGCGUUUGAGAAGGCCUUUCGGUUUUACUCCAAGAAGAUGGGAAAAGGGAUGUCAUCACUUGUCUUUCGGUUCGAUGGGGAGGUGGUUCUUCCUAAUAGCACCCCAGGCUCUCUCGACCUCGAAGACGAUGACAUGAUAGAAGUCAGCAUCAAAGGUUGAGGGAAGAUCGUGCGAAAUCUCAAUCG
This is a messenger RNA of Chara braunii, 3265 nucleotides long. The record is from the annotation of a GenBank genome assembly. NCBI's taxonomy places the organism in Eukaryota, Viridiplantae, Streptophyta, Charophyceae, Charales, Characeae.